CUAUUUUCUCUUUCUCACUUGAGUUUUUGGAACUUGAAUAAGAUCGAUGGAAUCUGCUUGUUCUGUAAAUGCAAUUAGAUUCAAGACAAAAGGAUUUUUCUACCAAGGAGAACGUAAAGUGAAAUUUUUGGAAUUCAGGAUACCCAAGGAUCCUGCGGUGCAGAAGAGAGCUCGGAAGAACAUGCGGGAUUUAAAAUCAUGGGCAGCUAAGUUGGCUGAAGGUAAUUAUAGAAUGUUGGUGGGCAUAGCAGCAACAAUUCCACCGGAUGCACCAAAGUUAGAAUGGUUGGAGCCAAACUUAGAGGGUGUAAGAACUGGUACUGUUACACCCGAGACUAUCAGGGAUGAUCUUUAUAAUUCUGUCCUAGAGAUUAUCUGA
Messenger RNA from Fragaria vesca subsp. vesca, 379 nucleotides. RefSeq lists its product as uncharacterized. The transcript has 4 exons. NCBI's taxonomy places the organism in Eukaryota, Viridiplantae, Streptophyta, Magnoliopsida, Rosales, Rosaceae. The record is from RefSeq and is a predicted model, not a curated record. Bases 47 to 379 code for a protein of 110 amino acids.